UGCCAGCUCUUCUCCCACUCACUUCGCAACCCACAAGCGCAGAGAGGAACAUCUGCUCUCACUGUGAUCCAUCAAACCUGCCGAAUUAACAAACCAUGGCCACUCAAUCAUCUCCAUCAAAUGAAAGUAUCUCCAACCAAACCUGCAACGUGUUCACCUACAAGGAAUCAGCACGGAUUCUCUUUCCCAUCUUCUACAUUAUCGUGCUCGUCGUCAGUGUCUCAGGCAACAGCCUGGUCCUGUACAUCACUAGCCAGAAGAAGAAGAAGUUCAACUCCACCACACUGUACCUGAUCAACCUGGCAAUCUCUGAUACCCUCUUCACUCUUGCUCUUCCCGGUCGGAUCACCUACUACAUCCGUGGUUUUGACUGGCCCUUCGGAGAUCAUCUCUGCAGGCUCACUGCUUUUAUCUUCUAUUCAAACACCUACACGGGCAUCGCAUUCAUGACCUGCAUCAGUGCUGACCGCUACCUGGCCAUGGUGCAUCCACACAGAUGUCUGAAGCUGAGGAGUCUGAAAGUGGUACGAGGCAUCUGCAUUCUGGUCUGGGCAAUUGUUUUCCUGGAGACAUCUCCUAUGCUCUUCAGGAGCAUGAUUAAUGAGUGGGAAGGUCAGCAAACAUGCAUGGAGUACUCCAACUUGGACGAAUCUCCUAAAACCCCAUAUGUGCUUUUGCUUGCCUGUGUUAUUGGGUUCUGCCUGCCCUUGGGACUUAUCCUUGGCUGCUACUGCCAGAUCAAUUCCAAGCUUUCCAAAAUGGCCAAGGAGAACCCCAUGACCGGCAAGUCGGGAAAAAGUAGCAGGGCCAAGAACAUAAUAUUGUUGAUUUUGCUGAGCUUCAUGUUGUGCUUCUGCCCCUACCACAUCAAUAUCAUGCAGUUCAUGGUGCGCAGACUUCUCCAUAAGCCUUCUUGUGAGGAACAGAAGGUCUUCAAGAUGUCUCUUCAGAUCACUGUGUCCAUGAUGAACCUCAACUGCUGCCUGGAUCCAGUCAUCUACUUUUUUGCAAUUAAGACAUACAAGCAGAGAGUAAUGAGCCUUUUUAAGGGCUACAUGCCCGCGUCACUUUCCUCAAAGAACGUGCCCGAUUACAGCACCAGCAACACUUGAAAGCAUCUAUUUGAUCUAUUUGAGUAACUAGAUGAUUGAAAACUGAUGCUGAACUAUUGAAAUCCAACAAUCUGAAAAAAAUGAUUUUUUUAAAAAAA
Ictalurus furcatus (blue catfish) is the source of this 1210-nucleotide messenger RNA. RefSeq lists its product as uncharacterized. Lineage: Eukaryota; Metazoa; Chordata; Actinopteri; Siluriformes; Ictaluridae. The transcript is spliced from 2 exons. Gene Ontology annotation, biological process: G protein-coupled receptor signaling pathway. Gene Ontology annotation, cellular component: membrane. Gene Ontology annotation, molecular function: G protein-coupled receptor activity; oxysterol binding. The coding region runs from base 96 to 1112 and encodes 338 amino acids. The record is from RefSeq and is a predicted model, not a curated record.